Habropoda laboriosa is the source of this 1338-nucleotide messenger RNA. RefSeq names its product RNA-binding protein NOB1. Gene Ontology annotation, molecular function: RNA endonuclease activity. Gene Ontology annotation, cellular component: preribosome, small subunit precursor. Gene Ontology annotation, biological process: ribosomal small subunit biogenesis; maturation of SSU-rRNA. The transcript is spliced from 5 exons. The coding region runs from base 1 to 1338 and encodes 445 amino acids. The record is from RefSeq and is a predicted model, not a curated record. Lineage: Eukaryota; Metazoa; Arthropoda; Insecta; Hymenoptera; Apidae.
AUGAAUGAAACACAAAAAGUACAGUAUUUGAUUGUUGAUACAAGUGCUUUCAUCCGAAAUGCAGGUUUGCAGAUUAUAGUUACAGACUUUGCUAAAAGAACUGGCGAUUAUACCAGUUUAUCAGCCACUGAUAUAAAAGUAAUUGCUUUAACAUAUCAGUUAGAAAAAGAGAAAGUAGGAACAAAUCAUCUAAGAACUGAACCAACUGUGACACAAACUGUAGAUUACAGUAUUGAGAAAUCUAAGGAGCUUUAUGCACCUUUAGCUGGUUUCUAUAUAUCACAAAAAAAAGUAAAUGAAGAUAUUGAUGAAGAAAGCACAGGGAAAUCAGGACAGCAAAAAUAUUCAGAAGAUAAUAGUAACAAAAAGUUACAAACAAAUUUGGAGAACAAUAUAAAGAAUGUUGACUGCGAAGAGGAGGAAAAGAAUGAAUCUUGCUCCAAUGAUUCUUCUAAUGUUAUUGAAUCUGAUUAUGACACAUCACAUUCUCAUGUAUAUCAGCAUGGAGCAGAAGAUUUGUCUACCAAAUUUUCAGUAUUAACUUGUGAACCAACAGAAUUUAUAGUUGAGGAUAAAAAUAAUAUUGAACAUAAUGUUAAUGAUAUUCUUAUUCCUAUUAAAAAAAACAUUGAUGAUAAAGAAGAUGAAUAUAAUAAGUAUGAGGAUAAUGAAAGUGACAAUGAUGAUGAUGAUGAUGAUGAUGAUGAUAAUGAUGAUAAAGAUAAUGGUUGGAUUACACCAGGAAAUAUUUGUAAUGUAAAGAAAGAACUUGAUUCAGACUUUCUUGAACAAAAACCUGCAACAGUUGCAUGUUUAACAAUGGAUUUUGCUAUGCAAAAUGUGUUAAAACAAAUUGGAUUAAAUGUAGUUGCAUUAGAUGGAAGAUUAAUUAAACAAAUGCGAACGUUUGUUUUAAGAUGUUAUGCAUGUUGCAAAACUACCAGUAUCAUGACAAAAGUUUUCUGCCCAUAUUGUGGCCAUAAAACAUUGAAAAAGGUAGCAGUCACAUUGAAUGAAGAAGGGAAACAACAAAUUCAUAUCAAUUUUCGAAGACAAAUUUCAAAAAAAGGAAAAAGAUUUUCAUUGCCAAUGCCAAAAGGUGGAAAACAUGCAUGUAAUCCUAUUCUUUGUGAAGAUCAACCAAUUCCCGAUCAAAGGCCGUCAAGAUUAGCACGUAUCAAGAAUGAUCCUUUACAAGAUGAUUAUAUAGCUGGUUAUUCUCCCUUCAUCAUGCGCGACGUUUAUUCUAAAUCAGCUAUGUUGGGUAUACGGCCAGGUGGUUCAGUUAAAUAUUGGAUGAGAAAAAAUCCAAAUGAAUCUAGGAAAAGAAGAAAAUAA